UACUGACCGGUGCACAUCUUGAAAGGUCUCCUAGCAACCUUUUCUGUAGCGCUGAAUGACAGCAGGAGCGGCUGGGUAAAUCGAUGAGCUUGCCUUGGGAGCCUAUAAAAAGGCAAAAUCGGAACACACAAUGGGUCAGAAGGUCACAGGUGGGAUAAAGACUGUGGAUAUGAGGGACCCUGUAUACAGGCCAUUGAAACAGGAACUCCAAGGACUUGACUACAGCAAACCCACACGUCUGGACUUGUUACUGGACAUGCCUCCGGUAUCCUAUGAGGUCCAGUUAUUGCAUUCGUGGAACAAUGAUGAUCGCUCACUGAAUGUAUUUGUGAAAGAGGAUGACAAACUCAUAUUUCACCGGCAUCCGGUGGCUCAGAGUACAGAUGCCAUCAGAGGCAAAGUGGGAUAUACACGAGGACUGCAUGUGUGGCAGAUCACGUGGGCAAUGAGGCAGCGAGGCACGCAUGCUGUGGUCGGGGUGGCAACAGCAGAUGCCCCUCUGCAUUCAGUAGGGUACACAACGCUCGUAGGAAAUAACCAUGAAUCUUGGGGAUGGGACCUUGGGCGCAACAGACUGUAUCAUGAUGGCAAGAACCAGCCAAGUAAAACCUAUCCAGCCUUCUUAGAACCAGAUGAAACUUUCAUUGUGCCGGACUCCUUCCUGGUGGUUCUGGACAUGGAUGAUGGGACACUGAGCUUCAUUGUAGAUGGGCAAUACAUGGGUGUUGCAUUUCGGGGACUCAAAGGGAAAAAGCUAUAUCCAGUGGUAAGCGCCGUGUGGGGACACUGUGAAAUACGGAUGCGCUACUUGAAUGGACUUGACCCUGAACCACUGCCUUUGAUGGACUUGUGUCGACGAGCUGUGAGGCUUGCUUUGGGCAAGGAAAGACUGAAUGAGAUCCCUACACUGCCACUGCCAGCCUCCCUCAAGAGUUACCUGCUCUACCAAUGACCUUCAUGUUCAAGGACAGAGAGUUGGAACCAAGGCAAAAUACUGGAGCUGACCCACUGAGCAAUGGGUUCUCCACCCUUGUGUCAUCGCUACUGUUGGAGCUCCUUGGUCAAAGUAUUCCUGCCACUGCUUAAGUCUCCAUGUGCCCUUAUUGGCAAGCUCUCAAGUAAUCCUUGUUUCAGAACGGAGUGUUUUGUGUUUUGGAAGUCAUUUCCCCAGCACACUUACAAAAGGAACACUGACAAGCUCUGUGCUUCCCUCCUUCUCCUGAGAAAAGGCUGUACUGCAUCCUUUGGGUUGCGGAGCCUGGGAGUGAAUAAUUUUUCUGUACCAGCUAAAGGGAAGAACAUAAUUUGGGGGAUGGGAAGGCAUUAGGAAAUCUUAAGACCAGGUCCUAAGAGUGGAAAGGCACAGGAUGGCAGUGGAGUUGGGAAGAGUCUGGAAUAACAAGAAGAAUUAAUUGCUGAGUUAUUAAAAACCAAAAA
Molecule: messenger RNA, 1437 nt
Organism: Leptosomus discolor (cuckoo roller)
Lineage: Eukaryota; Metazoa; Chordata; Aves; Leptosomiformes; Leptosomidae
Gene: SPSB1
Product: splA/ryanodine receptor domain and SOCS box containing 1
Biological process (GO): intracellular signal transduction; proteasome-mediated ubiquitin-dependent protein catabolic process
Cellular component (GO): SCF ubiquitin ligase complex
Molecular function (GO): protein binding
Source: RefSeq, a predicted model, not a curated record